Castor canadensis (American beaver) is the source of this 1408-nucleotide messenger RNA. The record is from RefSeq and is a predicted model, not a curated record. NCBI's taxonomy places the organism in Eukaryota, Metazoa, Chordata, Mammalia, Rodentia, Castoridae.
GCUCAUUCCAGGAGCCCCAGCCACUGGGAGAGGCAGUGUCAAAGAAACCAUGAGCAAGAUCAGCGACGUGGUGAAGCGAGCCCGGGGGGCCUUCAACUCGGGCCGGACGCGCCCGCUGCAGUUCCGGAUCCAGCAGCUGGAGGCGCUGCGGCGCAUGAUCAAGGAGCGCCAGGCGGACAUCGUGGGCGCGCUGGCCUCAGACCUGCACAAGAAUGAAUGGACUGCCCACUGGGAGGAGAUGGUGCACGUCACGGAGGAGAUUGAGAAUAUGAUCAAGAGGCUUCCUGAGUGGGCUGCUGACGAGCCUGUGGAGAAGACUCCCCAGACUCAGCAGGAUGAGUCCUACAUCCAUUCAGAGCCCCUGGGUGUGGUCCUUGUCAUCGGAGCCUGGAACUACCCCUUUAAUCUCACCAUCCAACCCAUGGUGGGCGCCAUUGCUGCAGGGAAUGCAGUGAUCCUGAAACCCUCGGAAGUGAGUGAGAACACGGCAAACCUGCUGGCCACCAUCAUCCCCCAGUACCUGGACAAGGAUCUUUAUCCAGUGAUCAACGGGGGUAUCCCUGAGACCACAGAGUUGCUCGUGGAGAGAUUCGACCACAUCUUGUACACAGGCAGCACGGCUGUGGGGAAGAUUGUUAUGACGGCUGCUGCCAAGCACCUGACACCAGUCACACUGGAGCUGGGAGGAAAGAGUCCCUGCUAUGUGGACAAGGACUGUGAUCUGGACGUGGCCUGUCGACGGAUCGCCUGGGGGAAAUUCAUGAACAGUGGCCAGACCUGUGUGGGCCCUGACUACAUCCUCUGUGACCCCUCUAUCCAGAACCAAAUGGUGGAGAAGCUCAAGAAGUCGCUGAAAUUCUACGGGGAAAAUGCCAAGCAGUCCCGUGACUAUGGAAGAAUUGUAAAUGACCAGCACUUCCGGAGGGUGAUGGGCCUUAUUGAGGGUCAGAAAGUGGCCCAUGGAGGUACCUGCGAUGCAGCUUCCCGCUACAUAGCCCCUACCAUCCUCACGGACGUGGACCCUGAGUCUCCGGUGAUGCAGGAGGAGAUCUUUGGGCCAGUGAUGCCCAUUGUGUGUGUGCACAGCCUGGAGGAAGCCAUCCAGUUCAUCAACCAGCGUGAGAAGCCCCUGGCUCUCUAUGUGUUCUCCAGCAAUGACAAGGUGAUUAAGAAGAUGAUUGCAGAGACAUCCAGUGGUGGAGUGACAGCCAACGACGUCAUCGUCCACAUCACUGUGCACUCUCUGCCCUUUGGGGGUGUGGGGCACAGCGGCAUGGGGGCCUACCAUGGCAAGAAGAGCUUUGAUACCUUCUCGCACCGCCGCUCCUGCCUGGUGAGGUCUCUGCAGAAUGAUGAAGUCUACAAGGCCAGAUACCCCCCGAGCCCAGCCAAAAUGUCCCGGCACUGA